Messenger RNA from Magallana angulata, 984 nucleotides. RefSeq lists its product as uncharacterized. Lineage: Eukaryota; Metazoa; Mollusca; Bivalvia; Ostreida; Ostreidae. The transcript is spliced from 8 exons. Gene Ontology annotation, molecular function: dioxygenase activity. The record is from RefSeq and is a predicted model, not a curated record.
AUGGCGGCUAUACCCGUAAUAGAUUUUGCGCCAUAUUCUUUGUCUGUACCAGAACACGAAGUGGACCCCAAAGUUCUCCAAGAGCUCGCAGAUGAACUUUGUAAGGCUUUUACCACGUUUGGAUUCGUGUAUCUGAAAAACCAUGGAAUACAUCAAAACAUUGUAGAAGAGGUCUUUUCCACAUCAAAAACUUUCUUCGAUAAACCAGUGGAAGUAAAACAGGAAUACACUCGACCAGCCGGUUCGAAUCACGGAUAAGUGUCUUUGGAAAGGGAAAAUUCAAAUCCAGAGCGACCAUCCGCAGAUUUGAAAGAAGCUUACAAUAUGACUAUCGAUGAUGAACAUUUCACACCCGUUGAUAUUGUUCCAAACUUCUACGAUGUAUUCAAGUCUUUGUUUACCAGUGCUCAUGAAUUAGGAAACAGAAUCCUGGAUUUAAUAUCGGUUGGUCUUAACAUUGAUCAAAGUUUCAUCCGGGACUGUCACAAGAAUGUUGGCAAAAAGGGUAACCCCACGAUACUGCGAUCUUUGUAUUAUCCACCGAUAUCAAAAGAGGUCAAGCCAGGACAGGCGCGUUGUGGGGAACACUCGGACUACGGGUCCAUUACGUUACUGUUCCAAGACGAUGUCGGGGGACUGGAGGUAAAACCUGUUGGGGCGGACUAUGUACCAGCCACUCCUAUUCCCGGUACAGUGCUGGUAAACCUUGGGGACCUAAUGCAGCGAUGGACGGCUGAUAAACUGGUGGCCACGAAACACCGCGUACUAAUUCCCGAGAGAGAAGUGAUGCUGAGCAAAGGGAGACAAUCCAUUGCAUUCUUUCUUUAUCCUGAUGAUGACGUCAUCAUUAAGUGUUUGGACGGUUCCGGGAAGUAUGAGGAAAUCUCCAGCAUCGAUUAUCUGAACCAUCGCCUUGCUGUUACAUAUUAAUCAUGCUUAAUGCUCAAACGUAAAUUUAUAUAUCAAUUUAUAAUAUAAACCUAU